Dermacentor silvarum is the source of this 582-nucleotide messenger RNA. RefSeq lists its product as uncharacterized. The transcript has 3 exons. The coding region runs from base 1 to 582 and encodes 193 amino acids. NCBI's taxonomy places the organism in Eukaryota, Metazoa, Arthropoda, Arachnida, Ixodida, Ixodidae. The record is from RefSeq and is a predicted model, not a curated record.
AUGGAGACUGCGGCUACAACCAGCGCCACCUACGAGAGUCAGCCGGAGUACGGCACCUUGCUGCUGCUGCUCGUGGUGAUUGUGUCUUCGGUGCUGCGCAUGGUGAAGCGUGUGUUCAACGUGCCAGUGGUGGCCGUCACGGUGCUGUGGGGUUUCCUCGCCGGCUGGCUUGUGAGCCGGUACGGUGACAAGGAGAACUUCCUGCCCGUCACCGAUGCCCACGUGGGUGAGCUGCUGCACCUCUACAUGCCUGUGCUGGUGUUCACGGUGACACUCAACGUGCGGUAUCACAUCUUCUGGCGCUGCUUUUGGCAGUCCGUGCUCCUGGGUGCCGUGGGACUAGUGCUUAGCUGCUGCAUGUUCGUGCUGUACAUGACGUUCAUGGUGCCCUCGAGCAAGGAUAGCCUCGGUGGACGCGACUCCACGGGUGUCGCGCGGGACGGCCUCAGUGACAACUCGGCCACGUCAGCGCUCAUGGGGUUCCUGGUCUGCUGCCCGGAACCGAUGUUCUACACCGAGAUUGCGUUUCUAACCACAGGUAAGCAACAGCCCCCAACAUUUCCUGUGGCAGUGUUGCGCUAA